Macaca mulatta (Rhesus monkey) is the source of this 3564-nucleotide messenger RNA. The record is from RefSeq and is a predicted model, not a curated record. NCBI's taxonomy places the organism in Eukaryota, Metazoa, Chordata, Mammalia, Primates, Cercopithecidae.
CAGCCUGGGCGACAAGAGUGAGACUUCAUCUCAAAAGAAAAAGAAGGUAACAUGGGGAGGGAGUGGCCUCUGUGACUGCUCUCUGCAGUCAGGAGACAGGCGCCCAUGGCCAUGACAUGGCACCAUCUGCCUCUCAGAGGGUGGGUGGCACCCAAUCCUCAUCAUAGGACAGCAGGACUGUUUGCUGGCUUUCCUCCCCCAGUCACCACACGUCCUGUCUCACUAGAGGGUUCUUCUGUCUGUAGCUGUCUCAAAGCGUGUACAAAGGCAUUCCCCUGGCGGUGUGAGGCUGGGCGUGGUCACUUCUGCUAGACAUUGACAAAGUCAAGUCUCAGAACCCGGGAAAUACAAGGUCAUGAAGGAGAAAGGCAAGAGGUCCUCCAGGAUCACCCACCGCAUCAAGGUAGAUGCCAGCUGUACCCUGCAGAACCACACGAUGUUUAGAGAAGGAUUCAGAGUCAAGCAGCAGGAAUUAUGUGACAUCCUCGUGGCCUAUUCUGCAUAUAACCCUGAGGUGGGCUACCACAGGGACCUGAGCCACGUCACCGCCAUCCUCCUCCUGUAUCUGCUGGAGGAAAAUGCUUUCUGGGUGCUGGCCCAGCUGCUGGUCGGUGAGGGGCACUCCCUGCAGGUAUUUUACAGUCCGAAUACUGCCUGGCUCUGGAGGCUCCUAUCACACCAGGAGCAGGUGUUGCCCAAGUCCUUCCCAAAGAUCAUGAGACACCUGAGUACCUCAUGAAGCUUUCCUGGAGCACCAUCUGGGAGUUUCAGGAGCAACUGUCUCAGAGCUGGGCCCUGGAGGACAACGCAGUCCUCAGGAACCUUCAAACCUCCAUGAAGGAAUUCACAAGGAAACACUGGGACCUGCCACCCCCAGCUCCACACAGACCCGCAUGUCGGGGGUCCAUGUUUCCUGUGCUGCCAUUUUGAACACGGCUCCUGGGACUCUGUCACUUCUCCAUCUUCUGUGGACAGCCCUGGAACAAAAAGACAGACCCCACCCAGCGAGCCCACUGGGACCCCGACACCAGGCCCUGCCCUGGCUUAUAACAGAGAAGAGGCCGGUCAAGAGAUACCCCAGCAGCAAGGUGGCACCUGCCUGUGACUCCCCUCGGUAGAAGAAGAACUUGGAAUGGAAGGAGCCCAGGCAGUACCUGCCCAGCUGCCUUACAGCCCCAGAUGGCUGCUGGACCUUGGUUUUUACUGCUAUUUUAUUUUUAUUUUAUAUUUUUGGCUUGUGGGCCUUGAGAAAUCCCAUUCAAUGGGGGACUUGGUCCCAUCAAGGCCUCAGGAGGGAAGGCUGAGCAUGGGGUUCCCACAGCCCCAGCCAGCCAGCAGCGUGCCCUGGGGCCCCUGACUCCACCUGUGGGUCAGAGUCCCUCCCCCAGGGCCCAAGUCCCAGGUCUAGAGGGACCUGGCUUCAACCCGAGUCCUAGGAGGAGAGGGGCACCGCAGGCCUCCAGGUGACCACGCAAGGGACCAGGGCAUUGCAAGCCCUGAUGCUGUAAGGAUUAACAUCAGAGAACCUGGGUAAGCCAGGCCAGAGACGCUGAGCCCGUGCAGUGAUGAGGAUGUGGGGGGCUGGCUCAAGGGGGUCAACAGCUGUGAACACUGCUGCCUCUUCCCGACCUCAUUGCUGCAGUGCAGGCAGUCUGCAUCCCGGAGACUGGCCCACCAGCGCCCCAAGUGCCCUAGUCCGCUAUGCCAACGUGGCACCCAGAGACUUCGCAGCCCUGCCUGCCGCACCACCCCCCUCCUGGAAGCCUUGUCCUGCAGCCUAGUCCCUGUUACAGCCACAGCAGGCACCACUGCCAAGCGCCUUCCAGCCCGGCUUCCCAGAGGGCAGAGGCGCCCUGCAGUCAUUGCCUCAGCAGCUCACACUGUGAAGAUAGUUUCAUCUACAUUCCCAUGUUCCCACCAAAGAGAAUCGCUGCAGAGGAUGCUCUUGAUCCUGAGGUGGGGAAAACGGCACGCCAGGUGAAUGGAGUCAGCUCCUUUCCCCAGCCACCACAACUGCUGGAUGGACCCACGGACAAAGUGGCCAUCAGACAGGAAUGAGACACAAGAGGCUCAGCAUCCUGCUUGUACCCUGACCAGGAUGACCAGGCCGACACCACUGCCGAGUGCCCCAUCUGCUGAGAGACUUGGUGUCGAUCCCUGGGCUGGCACUGUUUCCCAGGAGGACCGGUUGGCCACCUGUGGGCAGGCUACCCACACUGUGGAGAGGGUUGAGAUCGGCUUUCACUGCAGAGAGCUCCUACCUGGACACAGACUCGCCGGCCCUGCCUGUUGCCAUCACAGCAGCCCACAGGGCAUUGCUUGCGACCAGGGUACCCCAUUCACAGUGAGGGACAUGGAGCCAUGGCCCCGAUCAGGGAACUAACUGUUCUCACUACGUCAGCCACCACCUGGAAGCAUCGCUCAGUUACACUGAAGUGAUGGUUUGUCUUACAAGAUAAAUGUUAUGCUUUCUACUGGAAACCAGUAUACGGUGCUGACUCUCCGACAGCCAGAAGGUGUAGUUCUGAGAGAGUGAAGGUGUGAAAGUGGGCGAUGUUCAGUAUUGCAUGGAAUGUCUCAGUCACCAAGUUUUCCUAUGCCUGUCCUGGAGAAAUGGAGCUUUGCUGGUUGGAAGGUCUGAGGACCCAGGCAGAGUGAAGCUUCCCCCAGGGGAACACAACAAUGGCUCUAUUUAAUAUGAGAAGACAGGACUAAGUCUGAAACCCAGGGUGUUCUCUGGUGUUCUUGGUGUUUUCAUGCAAAGAAAGUCAAAUAACAAAGGUUUGCCACAGAGGCAUCUGAAAAAGGAGGGGGCAGAACUAUUCAGAUCUCAGAGGCUUCAGAAUCGAAGAUGAGGCCAACCAGGAGACUCCUGACCUGCUGAGGGCAGGGAAAGUAUGUGGGGGUGGCUGGGAGACGAUGUCAUAGCGAUCUACCCCCACCUUGUGAUCUGUCAGAGAACCGUGCUCUUGAAUAGCUGUGUAAAUCUUCUCUCCACUGAUUAUAGUAUUUCUUUCCAUUUGUGACUCUCCAAUCAAGCAAGGAGCUUGCUACAAAAUGCACUUUGCUAUACCAUAGCCUGGGUCUUGCAAUCCAAGGCUGGCAAGGAUUCCUGUAGGUCAAGGGCCUCAGGUGACUUUUGUGCACAGCCAAGGACAGAGUCCUAGAUGACACCUUCCUGCUCUAAAAAGAAGGAACAAGCGUCAACGAACAGCGAGCCAGUCACGGAAAGGGGUGAAAUGUGAGUGCGUGACCUUCCUGACACCCAGACAAAACUUUGGGCAUGAGGGCAGGCUGCAGCUCUGGCCACUGACUCUGACCAGGGACGCCCCCAUGCAGGCCAGUGUGCCCUGGUUGCUCUUCUCCCUCCUGCCACCCUCUCCUCGGCUGUCUGUGUGGGGGAGGGAGAACCUGCCAGUUUUCAGAAGAAAAUGUAGCUUUAUUAUGACAUGGGAAAGACUCAAGUUAUUAGGGGAGGAGGAGGAGUCCUGAAACAGCUCCUGAAAAUGAGAGGGAAAAGAAAGGUGUAAAUAUGUUGGUAAUAAAGUCUCCAACCACAGCACA